This is a messenger RNA of Colletotrichum higginsianum IMI 349063, 1875 nucleotides long. RefSeq lists its product as uncharacterized. Lineage: Eukaryota; Fungi; Ascomycota; Sordariomycetes; Glomerellales; Glomerellaceae. Bases 1 to 1875 code for a protein of 624 amino acids. The transcript has a single exon. The record is from RefSeq and is a predicted model, not a curated record. Gene Ontology annotation, molecular function: nucleic acid binding; zinc ion binding.
AUGCCGAUCUUUAUUCGAAAAAUAGAAACCAACAAUCGAGGGCCCGAUGACGCCUCGUCACUCAAGCAUGGCCAUCUUGAUCUCGUGGUCAGAGGCAAGAACAAAAUCACCAUCAAGAAUGACUACCCAAACCAGCCGGCUAUAAUCGACGCCAAACCCAACGAAGGCACGUUUCUUUUCGAUGUGCCAUCAGACAAGCUUGCCAAGACAUUCGAUUACAUCUUGAGCCACAGCAAAGGUACGAGAUGUAGUGGCAUGAUCGUGUUCGACUACGACGAUGAGGACGACGAAGGCAACGACAUGGAGCCCGAUAUCAAGCCAAACGCUGGCCAUGAUACCGUCAGUGCAACUGACUACACUGCCCCUGUCACCCAACAGAUGUCCGGUCCUCCUAUGACGGGGUUCCAACCGUACGGUCCGCAGCAAAGCCAGUGGAUGCCCUACGACCACCAGCAGGGCCACUGGAUGCCGUAUGGCCCGCAGCAAGGCCAGCCGAUGCCGAUGUCGAUGCCGAUGCCGAUGCCAAUGCCAAUGCCGAUGCCAAUGCCAGUCCCUGGUUCUUACCGGGUCCCCUAUCCCUGGCCGCCGCAAGGGUACUACCCCCACGCGCCACCCCCCGCGCCGCCCCACGGACAUUGGUAUGGACAUGUGCCUCCGUCGUGGCCCCAACAAGAGCCCCCGCCUCAGAAUCCAUCAACCAACGAGCCCCAGCCCAAAUCCCCGACCUUGAGUCCCGACAAGACCAGUCCACCUGAGUGGCGCAAGAAGGCGGCAGCACCCUCACCCUUCCCCGAAAGUACUCAAGCCAAACUGGCCGAUUUAACCAAGAAAGGAUGGCUCGACUGGCCCGCCGCUCCACAGGAGCCCGACGUCAAGAAAGAGGGCUACCAGAAGGUUACGUCGAGCAAGGGCCGGACGCGACGGGGUCAGAACCUGCCAAAGGCCGACAAGGCUGAAGUCAACGAGGCUAAGGUCGAUAAGGAUGGCUUCCAAGUGGUGACGUCGCGCAAGGGCAAGGGGCACCAGGACCGAAGCCAGGAAAAGGCCGAAAACAACAAAACCGACAAGGCCCAUGCCGACAAGGCCCAUGCCGAUGAGUACAAGCUCGACGGCCCCAGCCAGUUUGAGGGAGUCGAACGUGCGCCCAAGAAGUCUCGAUUGCCCGGAAAGAUGGCCGGGUUCCCGUUCGACAUUGAUGGUCUCAGUUACGGCAAUGAUACCUCAGUCUGCGGGGGUUGCAAGGCAACCGGACAUGUCCUGGCCGACUGCAUCGCGCCUAGCCCCCUCGGCUGGAUCGGAGGGUGCCCGCACUGCAACACCGACGACCAUGACUUCGACGAUUGCGAAUACAUGGACUUCAAGAACCAGGCGCUCCUCAUCUACAUUCUCGUUGUGCGUCGGGCGAAUAAGUGCCCGGUUCUGACCAAGAGGUCCUGGUGGCGGCUUUGCACAGUGGCCUCAGCGACGCCGUACAACCCAUACAUGGCGGCCGACAAUGCCAGUCGGCUCUUCUGGAGCCUCAAGGACAUCGGAUACCCGCACACCGCAUCCUUCGCCGUGCGUAUCAAUCAUGGCCUCAUAUACGAGGGCUACAACUACGUCGAGGACCAGAAACAACGUCGGUCACAGCUGCCUCGGGACCCCGAGACGUCCGGUGUGCACGUCGUCCUUCGAAACACCAGACUCGCCAACGAGCGUUUCAUGGGUGCCAUAACCCAGGCCAAGAUCGACGGCCGGCUGGACCUGGCGCGUCGUCCCAUGGCAGCCGACUACGCGAGCAUCUUGGAUUUGGAGGAUGUGUACUUGCGAAGGAACGCCGGGUUCACCAAGGAAGAGAAGCUGAAGAACAAGGGUAAGAGCAUGUGGGCGAACUAG